Messenger RNA from Cryptococcus wingfieldii CBS 7118, 1104 nucleotides. RefSeq names its product myo-inositol 2-dehydrogenase. Gene Ontology annotation, molecular function: nucleotide binding; oxidoreductase activity. NCBI's taxonomy places the organism in Eukaryota, Fungi, Basidiomycota, Tremellomycetes, Tremellales, Cryptococcaceae. The record is from RefSeq and is a predicted model, not a curated record. Gene Ontology annotation, cellular component: cytoplasm. The transcript is spliced from 6 exons. The coding region runs from base 1 to 1104 and encodes 367 amino acids. Gene Ontology annotation, biological process: NADPH regeneration.
AUGUCCAGCAGGAUCCUCAACGUCGCCGUCCUCGGCUGUGGUGAAGUCGCACAGAUCGCACACAUCCCCAACCUCGUCGUCGCAUCAGACAAGUACAAGGUUACAGCUCUCUGCGAUGUCUCCCAACAGUCUAUAGAGCUCUGUAGCUCUCGCUUCAGCAUCGAAAACACCUUCACUUCUCUCACCGAGAUGCUGGCCUCUUCCGUCCCCAUCGACCUCGUAUUUGUACUGACCGCCGACCAGUACCACGCCGAGCACCUUAUCCAAUGUGCCAACGCUGGCAAACACGUGAUGAUUGAGAAACCCAUGGCCCAGACGCUUGCCGAAUACGAUGCCGUCGAAGAAGCCCGGGUUAGAAACAACGUAGUCAUCUUUGUGGGGUAUAUGCGGAGGUAUGCCCCCGCGCUCGAGAGGCUCAAGAAGGAGAUUGAGGGAAAGCAGAUCAAAUAUGUCAGGGUGAGGGACAUUAUCGGCAAUAACAGCUACUUUACCAAACAGUCUGGUAUGCACCAGCACUACUUUAAGGAUUUUCCUCCCUCUGCCUCUUCCGACCUCGCCUCCCGUCGCUCUGCCAACCUUCUUGAGAACCUCGGCGCCGAUGCCGAGAAAGACCCCCGCAACGCUGCCUCCUGGGGCCUGCUGCACAGUCUUGGCAGCCACGACCUGUCGGCUAUGAGGGAUGUCAUUGGUAUGCCAGAGAGGUGUGUGGUGGCUACGCGAAGCGACGAUGAGGGUGGGAAUGCGUGGUGGUGGACUGCCUUGUUCCAGUAUAAGGGAUUCAGGGCGUACUAUGAGAUGGCUAUCGACGAAGUGGCCAUCUUUGACGCUCAUAUCGAAGUGUACACCAACGACUCUCGCGUCAAGAUCCAAUACGACACGCCAUACGUCAAGGGCCUCCCCAUCAAACUUACCAUCCAGAAACAGCUCCCCAACGGCGAUUUCUCAGAGCAGGUCAUCCGUCCCACUUACGAGGAUCCCUACACCCUCGAGCUCGGCUUGAUCUACGAGGCAGUCGUCCAUGGCGUAGACUACAAGACCACGCCUUUGGAUGCUAAAAACGAGACGGUCUUGGUCAAGAUGAUCAUGGAUGCGUUGGUGGACUAG